AAUGAAGACCCUUCGUCAUGCUGUCAAGAAAUUUAAGGAAUUCUCUGUUGAUCCAAACGUUGACUUUAAAACGACAUUUACUACAAGCAGAUAUACAGAUCAAAUGGACAAUAAAGUUAAAAAUUUAUACAGAAGAACACUGGAGAAAUUUUUGUAUCAUAUUGAAAAUGCGAGUGCAACAAUCGAGGCUGAAGAAUAUGCCGAUGAUAGAGCGUUUCUGACACAUUUAGUAUAUUUAAUUCAACUUGAUUAUUUUAGUGAAUAUGCAAGUAUAUCUAAAACAAAUGUGAAAUUGAUUAAAAGAGCUCUUGCUAUUUCUUUUAUUGAGUCUCAGCUGCACUUAAAACUCUUUACAGUACUGCAAUCAGUUAUUGAGCAAGAAUCACUUGGAAAAGUAAAUUUUAAUCUUAAAGUUAUUCUAUUGAAUGUCUAUACAAGUUUUACCGAUGGAAGCGAGGAAUUUGCAUAUGAAAUGUCUACUUUAAAAGAUUUUAUAGACUUUAUAGUUAAUAUGUUCAAAGACGUAAAUGCCAAAGCUCUGAAACCUAUAAAUACAGACCAAAAAUCUGGAGAAGUAAGCAUGGCAAUGGGCGUCUUUUACAACUGUCUCCUUCAUGAAAAUAGUAAAGAAGUAAUUAAAGAAAAGUUUGAUGUUUUGGACCUUAUGCAACCGUUUACUGCGUCAAAAGUGGGCAUUGUUAUUCUACUAGCAACAUUUAGUAUGGCCCUUGUUGCUGAUGAAAGUCAAUCAAAUAAAUUUAGCAGCAAUAGGGCCGGAGUUUCUUACGCUAUUUUGUCUCUCAAACAAGCAUUAGGUUUAGAAUCUUUAGGCAAUAACGAUGGAUGGACAGCUUAUGAAUUAGCAAAGGGAAUAGGAAGGUUAGCCGUUAACGAUGGCAAUAAACAGCUCUUAGUGGAUAAUGGAGCUAUAGAACCUCUUUACAAGCUGUCCUUGUCUGAUGAUGAUGAAGAAGCUUCAGAGGCUUGCGAAGCUCUUUGGAACUUAGCCUUUAAAGUUGAAUUAAGAAAAGAUAUCUUGGCAGUGGGAGGUUUGAAGGAGAGCAUGGAAAGGUUAUCUAAAAGCGAUCGACCCUGUCAAAAACCUGCUCAAGGUCUUUUAUGGCUUCUCCAGCAGGGAGAGGGGAAAGAAAUGAACGUCCCUUUAUCUACUAUAAAAAGUGGAAAAAAGAAAAAUGACGAUACUGUUUUUAACAAGCUCAUUGACACCGACACCCAAAAUCUAGCGGGAUCUAAAACACGAAAAGGGCAUAUAAUGAUAAGCUAUCAGUGGGGAAAUCAACCUUUAAUUAAAGAAAUUAAAUCAGGAUUAGCUAAAAGAGGAUAUAACGUUUGGUUAGAUAUCGAAAAGAUGAAUGGUUCAACACUAGAGGCAAUGGCAGAGGCUGUAGAACAGAGUCAAGUUAUUCUAGUAUGUAUGUCUCCAAAGUAUAAACAAUCGGCAAAUUGCAGAAUGGAAGCUGAAUACACUUUAAAUUGUAAAAAGGAAUUUAUACCGUUAAUCAUGACCAAAAACUAUAAACCAGAUGGUUGGUUAGGUUUCAUGUUAGGCGCAAAAUUAUUCUUUGAUUUCUCUGGUAAAUACGAUAUUGGAAAAAAAUUUGAAGAAUUAUUAAAAGAAAUAGGCGAAAGAGGAAAAUCAUCCUUACAAAUACAACCUUCGUUAGACUUAGUACAAGAAGUAAACGCACCACAAACUACAGCAACUCCUCCAUCUGAAAGUGUAAAAAGUUGGGGAAAAUCUGAAAUCAAUACCUGGAUAGAAGAAAAUAACCUGUCUUAUAUAAGGAAAUUGAAAGUGUUAACGGGAAAGAAAUUGGACGCUUUGAAAAGGCUCCAUAAAGAGGCACCGGAAUAUUUUUAUCAAAUGAUAAAAAAUGAAUUUGGAAUUGCUUCUUUAGACAGCAUUGCUGACUUCAUGGAAGCCUUUGCAAAAAUCUAA
Messenger RNA from Dimorphilus gyrociliatus, 1960 nucleotides. The record is from the annotation of a GenBank genome assembly. NCBI's taxonomy places the organism in Eukaryota, Metazoa, Annelida, Polychaeta, Dinophilidae.